UAAUAGUGAAUAAUGGGAUAAUCCAACGAUAUCGAUAUGGUUCCUAUACAAAGUUCUAUCUAACCGAGAGAUCCGAAACGCACCUGCCUUAAGACUUGAACCCGUUCCUGUAUUUUGAGUAUCUCAAUAACUACCUACACUGCAAUACCCUAACGACACUCAUGUUCUCUCCUAAAAAGCUGCCGGAUAAACAUUACAAAGCCGUUCAACCUCUCGCACGCCAAGAUCUCACGGAUGGCAUCAUCUGCGGCUACAAUACGUGAUCGAGGAUGCUCCACUGCGGUUAGUGUGCGCAUCGGAGCACGAGCCAGAGUGUAGCUCGUGGGCUGCAGUUUAAGACCGAGCUCCCGAUAGUUAACUAUCAUCGGUACCGUGAGCUUAGAAAGACAUGUUGAAUCGAAGAUACAGCAGACAUACAACAUGAAGAGCUUCUCAGGCCUCCUGACCUUUUGUUCGGGGCUGCUCGCGGUCCAGGACGUCCUUGCGUUCAGGCAUCCUGAGCAAGCGAACCAACAGCCAUUGAACCCAGCCUUGGACAAGGAAUCUCCCUUUGUUAAAGAGCGCCCAAACAUCGUCUUUAUCAUUAGCGACGACCAAGACCUGCAAUUGGAUUCGAUCGAGUACACGCCAUUGACCCUCAAGCAUCUCAAGGAACGGGGCACGUUCUAUAAAAAUCAUUUCGUGACCACGGCCCUGUGCUGUCCGUCUCGAGUUAGUUUAUGGACAGGAAGACAGGCUCAUAAUACCAACGUAACAGACGUUCAUCCACCAUAUGGCGGUUAUCCGAAAUUCGUCGCCCAAGGAUUCAAUUCCAAUUUCCUUCCGAUUUGGCUCCAGGAAGCUGGCUAUGAUACCUAUUACACCGGAAAGCUCUUCAAUGCACACACCAUCGAUAACUAUAACGCACCUCAUGUAGCUGGGUUCAACGGCUCGGACUUCCUGCUCGAUCCGUAUACUUAUAGCUAUCUAAACUCGACGUAUCAGCGAAACCAUGAUCCACCCGUUAGCUAUGAAGGUCGUCACACGGCUGAUGUGAUCGAGGAGAAAGCGCUCGGUUUCCUCGACGAUGCCAUAUCGGGAGACCGUCCUUUUUUCGUCGCCAUUGCACCGGUGACGCCUCAUUCCAAUAUUGAUCAGGAGGGAACGGUGAAAAUGACCGCUCCCAUUCCAGCGGAGCGGCAUAAGCAUCUGUUCAAGGAUGUGAAAGUUCCUCGGACAGAACAUUUUAACCCGGAUACGCCUAGCGGUGUGAACUGGAUCAGUCGUCUGCCAAAGCAAAAUCAGUCGAAUGUCGAUUACAAUGAUCAUUUUUAUCGACAGCGGCUACGUGCACUCCAGACAGUCGACGAACUAGUUGAUGGCGUCGUCAAGCGCUUGGAAGAAAGUGGCAAACUUGACAACACCUAUAUCAUCUAUACUUCUGACAACGGAUACCACAUCGGCCAGCACCGACUGCAGCCUGGAAAGGAGUGCGGUUUCGAAGAAGAUAUUCGCGUUCCGCUCUUUAUCCGCGGACCAGGAAUUCCGGAGAACCAUGUUGAAGAUGCUGUAACGACGCAUAUUGACUUGGCACCGACCUUGUUUGAGAUUGCGGGAAUCGAGCAAAGAGAUGAUUUUGAUGGGACGCCGAUCCCGCUCAGCAAAGAGUCCGUUGGUCUCCGCCAUGAGCAUGUCACUGUAGAAUAUUGGGGCCUUGCGAUCCCCGAGGGCGAAUAUAACGAUUUCGGGCCUGAUAACCCGGCUAUAAUCACCAACAACACGUAUAAAGCGCUUCGAAUUAUCGGAGACGAAUACGACCUGUACUACUCUGUCUGGUGUACCAACGAACACCAGCUCUAUGAUCUUAGAUCCGAUCCAUACGAACUCCACAACCUAUAUCCCACAGGCCGAAUUGAAGACGCAAGCCAACACAGUAUUCUCGGCUACCCUCUUUCCCAAGUGAUACCCCGUCUUGAUGCUCUUUUGUUAGUUCUCAAGUCCUGCAAAGGAUCUACCUGUGUCAAGCCAUGGAGUGUGCUCCAUCCAAAUGGGGAUGUUCAGAAUCUCCACGACGCGCUCAGCAGCAAGUACAACACCUUUUACCAUGAACAGGCGAAGGUGUCGUACAGUCGAUGCGAAGCUGGCUACAUCAUUGAUGCGGAGGGACCCCAGACUCCACUUGUAUAUAGAGAUGGCUUGAGCUGGCAUGAAUGGGUCUAGGCAAUAUCUCUAAAUAGUCUUAUCGACAGAAGGAACAUAAUUCUACUGCUUCUGGUUUCCCCAAAAGCUUUUUGAACCUAUGAAACUACUUUUCCUAGGGUUAUUGCGCACCCAAGG
Messenger RNA from Paecilomyces variotii, 2316 nucleotides. Its product is annotated as arylsulfatase. The record is from RefSeq and is a predicted model, not a curated record. The transcript has 5 exons. Bases 421 to 2199 code for a protein of 592 amino acids. Gene Ontology annotation, biological process: phenol-containing compound metabolic process. NCBI's taxonomy places the organism in Eukaryota, Fungi, Ascomycota, Eurotiomycetes, Eurotiales, Thermoascaceae. Gene Ontology annotation, molecular function: arylsulfatase activity; N-acetylglucosamine-6-sulfatase activity; glycosaminoglycan binding.